AUGGAAUCUGCGGAGGAAAUGAUAGAAUCUACGGAAGAAGCAAUGGAAUCUGCGGGAGAAAUGACAGAAUCCACGGAAGAAGCAAUGGAAUCUGCGGACGAAGAAUCUAGAUCUGUAGAAGGUGCAGGAGGAUCUAUGGAAAUAUCAGGAUCAGCGGAAGAAGAAGGAGGAUCUGUGGAAGCAUCGUUGCCGGGACCUGCUGAAAUAGAAUCAAGGUCUGAGGCAAGAAUUGGAGGAUCUGCGAGAAGAGCAUCGAGAUCUGAGGUAAGAAUGCCAGGAUCUGCGGGAAGAAGGUCGAGAUCUACACGAAGUGUAUCGAUAUCUGCAAGAGUACUGCCAUCGAUACCAUCAGAAUAUCUCUGUUCAAUUUGCAAUAAUGUAACAUUGAACUCAUCGAUGUGUCCUAUUGGACUUUUGUGUCGCGUAACUGUUAAUUAUGCUAUUGAACGUAGUUUAUCAGCUGAUUACUCAUUAUCACCUAAUGAUUACUCAUCAUUAAUGGAUAUGAAUGGUAAAGGAGGCAUUUGUGUAACUGAGAUGAUGAAGCAAAAAUUUGAAUUUGCCCUAUGGAGAUACCUAACUGUUGUUUCACCAAAAUAUGCAAAUUUAAUUUAUGUUCCUAAUGGUAUUGAUGUCAAAACAUGUGGACAUUAUGCACACUUUAAAUGUUUUCGAAAUUAUAUUGGACCAUUAUAUCGUGAUCCCUAUUCACUGACCAUUCCAUUGUUAUGGUCAGUGAAACUUCCAUGUCCAGCAUGUUAUGAAAUUGCUCAUUGCCUUUUACCUAUUAUUCCUAAACGUAGAUUUCAACGAAAACGAUUGCACAUGCUUAAUGAUGAUACAAGUAAAGUAUUACUUACUACAACAAUCGGUAAUCUAAUAUGCUCUGGUGCUGAUCAAAUAAGUGAAGAGGUAUGCAAAUUAGAGUGUGGAAGUACGAUAUAUGGUGAAUUAUUUUCAAAUUUUAUUGCUGUAUGUCAUAAAUGGACAUAUAAUUGGCGUGACAGACAUUACGACGAUGGUAUGAGAAUUCAACCUUCUGUAAUUGGUAUUGUAAAAGGUAAAUGUGAGAGGAAUAUUUUAUCGUCAGAAUUAAAUUUUUCACAAUUACCUAAUGCUGAAUUACCUACAAAAUUCGUAAUUUAUGGCGGACGAUAUUAUAGUGAUGCGAUUGAUCUUGAAUUUGCAAAAUAUGAAUGGAAAGAGCUAACAUUUGGUUUUGAUCCUACAACAUCGGAUGAAUCCAUUCAAUCUGAUUCUAACUUUAUGGAAUCUCUUGGAUCAAAUCUAAUUACUGAAGCAAGCAGAACGGAACAAGAAAACAUGAAUAUGCCAAUGGUAUUAUUCGAUUUGAAAACAACCUUAAUUCGUCUUAGCAUUUAUAUUAUCACAAGUGAUUGUUCAGUGAUUAAUGAAAAGAGAGUUAUGCUUCGUUUCAUCUAUCAGAUGGUCUUAGCUGCAGUAAUGAUUCGUACAGCAAUUUUAUCAGUGAUACGUAUGCCAUUACCACAAGCAUUAUCAGUAUUAAAUUUACCAUCUAGCGAUAAUAUAUUUAUUUAUGUGAUGAAAAAUGUUGCUAAAAGAAUCAUUUCAAGAAAUUGGAUACCACCUGUAGAUGUUAUCAGGAUUUUUUCACGUAAUUUGGUUGAAUUUGAUUAUGAAGAAGCAAUGAGAUAUGCUUGUACAGAUUUAUCACGUCUUACGGCACAAUUAUGGCAUGAAUGUGAUAUAUUAGUUUAUAAUGAUGAUUAUCUUAUUGGCCACGAAACAUUUAUGAAUAUUUACAAGCAGCUAAUAGGUCAAAAUGAUUUUCAUUUUUCACCUCAAUUAAUACCAGAAGUUCGCAUUGAUAAAUGGACCAAAGAAGUAAUGCAAUGGAUUAAUGACGAAUAUUUUCAUAUGCGUUUAUGCAUGGAACCAUUAAUAUGGCGUCGAUUUACACUUAUAAAACCAUCACAAAAUUACUGUGAAAUAUUUUUACUAUCUUGUUUUCAACAAUGUCGUCUAUGCGCGAGAAAAUCAACACAUCAAUAUUUGUGUCUUCUUUGUGGACGAUUGUUAAAUCUUGAUCGAAUCUGCUAUGAUAUAUCAAAAUGUUUAUCUUUUCAUGCAAAUGAAUGUGGCAAUAGUGCGGCAUGCUUUUUAUCAGUUUCAAAUAGAUUAAUUCUAAUCGUUUUGGGUCAAUUAGGAGCAUUUUGGGGUCAUUUAUAUUUAGAUGCAAACGGGCAUGAAGUUGAUGAUUUAACAAGUUCUGUACCGCUGUAUCUAUCAGAAGAACGAUAUCGCAAAUUGAUCGAAGAUUGGAUACUUCAAUCAUUUCAAAUAGUAUUCAGAGAUCUUACAGAAUUGAUUGUUGAUUGA
This is a messenger RNA of Brugia pahangi, 2361 nucleotides long. Lineage: Eukaryota; Metazoa; Nematoda; Chromadorea; Rhabditida; Onchocercidae. The record is from the annotation of a GenBank genome assembly.